Molecule: messenger RNA, 765 nt
Organism: Haemonchus placei
Lineage: Eukaryota; Metazoa; Nematoda; Chromadorea; Rhabditida; Trichostrongylidae
Source: the annotation of a GenBank genome assembly
AUGAUUAACACUUCCUCAGAAAUUAUGAUAAAACAGAAUGUAAGAUUUGAUUCGAAAAGGAGACAACAUUUGCACGAGUCAUAUACAAUUGAAAAUGCCACCCUAAUUUCAGCAGCUCGCCCACAAUGUGUAAAUGAGCAACUGAGUGUUUUCUUCGCUGUUGACUUGUCGAAAGGCGUUGACCCCUAUAGAGAGAAGAUACUAGCAAUUCUGAAUAUGUUCCCGACUGCGUUCAAUCUUGGCUAUGAUAUAUUAUCCGGCAAUGAUGGAUGCAACGUGAACAUGGACAUUUCCGCUGCUUAUAAUGGUAUUAAUUUUCAUUUUAAUAUUUCUAUCCCAUUACCAUAAAUGAGGUCCUUCACUCGUAUACUGAACAAUACUUGCUUAUGUUCUCGGUACAAUGAUGAUUCAACGAAGAAGAUCGUCGUCUGGAUACCAUUUGCCGGCUACAAUUCCACAGGCUACAAUGGUCUUUUGAGCUUUGCUUACCUUCACUACGUGGUUCCACUUUAUCAGCCUUACGAAGGCGAUUUUUAUUAUGGUUUAUCGAAAAACAACGGGAAACUUGAUGGCUUGAUAGCUGAUGCGGCAAACUCCACCUCAGACUCUAUCGUUAAAACAUUGUGGUCGAAAUUAUGCGGUAUGUUGUUCAUUUCAACUGAGAUCAGGUUUCAUCGUACCUCUGACUGCCUUGUGGGCACUCAAGACCGUUCAUCUUUGUUGCCGCUUAUGUUCAGGGAACGGCCAUAUGUUAUAAGUGUCUGA